Messenger RNA from Oryza sativa Japonica Group (Japanese rice), 555 nucleotides. RefSeq lists its product as uncharacterized. Lineage: Eukaryota; Viridiplantae; Streptophyta; Magnoliopsida; Poales; Poaceae. The record is from RefSeq and is a predicted model, not a curated record.
UCACUGCUCUACCUGCAGUUCAUUUUAGUACACCCAUCACUUGUCCUUCAGACAGCGAGAGCGAUAGCGCUAGAGAGAGAGAGAGAAGGGGGGAGGAUUUGGAGCGCAGAUUGAGGAGAAGCGAUGGCGGAUUGGGGGCCGGUGGUGAUCGCGACGGUGCUGUUCGUGCUGCUCACGCCGGGGCUGCUGUUCCAGCUGCCGGCGCACGGCCGGAUCGUGGGCUUCGGCACCAUGCACACCAGCGGCGUCGCCGUCCUCGUCCACGCCGUCAUCUACUUCGCCCUCAUCACCAUCUUCCUCAUCGCCAUCGGCGUCCACAUCUACGCCGGCUAGCUAGUCUACCCAAGCCCCUCCUGAUUUCCUGCAGCUUUAAUUAAUUAUCUGCCUUUUCCCUACUCUCUAUGUGCUUAAUUAAUUUAUUACUGCCUCUACCUGCUACUCUAUGCUAGUAGAACCGUUGUUGCUGUGUGCUUGGAAGACAUGCCAUGGUUGUAUAACUAUGUGUUGUAUUGGUUGAUUCUCUCUGCAAUGGUUUAUCGGCUCAAGUUUGAACUA